AUGACGCAUGGCUCGGAUACUCGACGGUUAAGCGUUCACGUGAUGAGAGAUGGCGAUACAUUGGGCUUUGAAGUACGUCAUGACAAGCAUAAGAGAGUACAGGUGUCACAAGUACACGAGAAAGACGUACAGUUGCGUGUAGGAGACACGCUCUUGUCUGUCAAUGGGAUCGACCUCACAGGUCAAGCAUUGUCAAUCGUCAUACAGCACGUGAAAGUCACUAAAACGAGGGAGCUAGUGUUUGACAUUGAAAGGCACGAGUCAUCAGCUUGUACUGAAAAGAUUGUUCCACAAUCACCAAAUGCUGCCUCUGGAGCUACAAGUGGAGCAAUGUGUCAUGCUGAUAUUGUAGCUCUAGAGGCCGAAGUGCUGCCAUUUCAAGUGAAUAAAGUCAAUUCCGAGACAAGAGGGAUUCCAAGGACUUUGACGAGUGAUGCCUCAACAAAAACUUCUCGUCUUUUGUCAAUUCCGGUACCUGCAGAUCUUCCAGUGAUUUGUGCACCACAACCACGGAAACGAGCACGACCACUGACUGCUACACUAGUAGCUGAUUUAAAGAAAGAGCGGGCUGGAAAUGCAGCAUUGGAAGAGAAAAAUGCAACACUUCGAAAGCGGUUACAACGAAUGUUGAUUGAAAAUGACGAAGUGCGUGUACGAGCAAAAAAUGAAGUUACAGCGGCGCAGGAAAAAGCAAAAAUUGAGAUUGCAAAUGUGCAAAGUCAGUUGGCGGCUACACGAGCGCAGCUACGACUCCAAGACCGAAGUCCUCAUGUGGCGCGGACAGAUUCUAUCUUGAACGAGCUCAACAUGUACAAGGCACAGCUGGAGCGUCAGAAAAAGACAGAGAUGGAGCGGACAAAGAUGCUGACUACUCGGUAUUGGGGUGAAUGCCGGAUCGCUAUUAAAGACGCACGGCGUGUCCUGGAUUCUAUGGUAGAGAUGUUCCGGUCAAAACUACGACUAGUUGGGCGUAUGAGAAAGGACGGCACAACCAAGCCUGAACUGGAAGUUACAUGUGAUGGUGUGCGGCGUCUUACCUUCAUGAAACUAUUCAAUUUGGCGCGCGAGGUUGCGUUUUACAUGUCAGCUGCAUUUCACUCUCAAGACCCUGUGCACCACACACUCGACCAAGGCCAAUUUGUUGACCUGUUUGGCGAUUCUUUAUGUCAUGAAGAGCGUGCAGGUUUUUUCUACGUGGCCAUCGCGCCUAUGGUCGUUGUGUUUGAUCCAAGCGUUGAAAGCGUAAGUCUGAAGUGCAAGUGGACAGAGAAGAGCGUGCUCCGUGACAUUGCGCGCAACGUCCGAUUUUGA
Peronospora farinosa is the source of this 1311-nucleotide messenger RNA. NCBI's taxonomy places the organism in Eukaryota, Oomycota, Peronosporomycetes, Peronosporales, Peronosporaceae. The record is from the annotation of a GenBank genome assembly.